CUUAUAUAUAUUUUGUCGAUUACAUACACAACAAAACAGCUUUUCUUCUUCUCUCGGGUUAUUGCCAGACAGCAGCUUCUUCUUAAGAUAUGAGGCCGAUCUUGAUGAAAGGGCACGAAAGGCCAUUAACGUAUUUGAAGUAUAACAAGGAGGGUGAUCUCCUCUUCUCCUGCGCAUUAGACAGAAACCCCGCUGUUUGGUAUGCGGAUAAUGGAGAGCUUUUAGGCACUUACCGUGGCCACAAUGGGGCUGUCUGGGGUUGUGAUGUUAGUCGGGAUUCGAAACUUUUGAUAACCGCAAGUGCGGAUCGAACAGCGAAGCUAUGGGAUGUUCAAACGGGGUCUGAGCUGUUUACGUUUGAAUUUAGGUCUACUGUGAAAUCAGUUGAAUUUAGUGUUGGAGAUAAGCUUGCUGUUAUUGCAACAGACUCCUUUGGUGAAAUGUCUUCUGCGAUUCAUGUGAAAGAAAUUGCGGGAGAGCCUAGUGAGCAGUGCGGUGAUACUGUGAUUGAAUUGGCACAGCUUGGAGGGAGAAGUAAUAGAGCUGUUUGGGGACCGUUGAAUAGGACGAUAAUAAGUGGUGGUGAAGAAGGUGUUGUUCAUGUUUGGGAUGUUGAGACGAAGAAAGUGAUUUAUGAGUCGGAUAAGGAGACUGGUCAUCAGAAGGCGGUUACAUCACUUACAAAAUCAAGAGACGGUUCAUGUUUACUUACUGGUUCCAUCGAUCAGUCAGCUAAGCUUUGGGACAUCAGAUCAAUGAGACUUGUCAGGACAUAUAAGGCUGAAGCACCGGUUAAUGCAGUCACACUCUCUCCGCUACUUGAUCAUGUCGUGCUUGGAGGUGGUCAGGAUGCAUCGCAUGUCACAAACGAUCCUCGUGCUGGCAAGUUUGAGGCCAAAUUUUAUCACAAGGUCCUUGGAGAAGAAAUUGGAUCUGUGAAAGGACACUUUGGUCCAAUAAAUGCAUUGGCAUUUAACCCUGAUGGAAAAAGUUUCGCGAGUGGAGGUGAAGAUGGUUAUGUGCGAUUACAUCACCUUGAUCAUGACUACUUCAACAUUGCGAUUUGAAUCGAAUUACUUAGUUAGGUUGCUACGUCUUUUUUCAGAUAUCUAGAUAGGCAGAUAGCAUCUUGUUUUAGAUAUAGAAUUUACUCUGUGCAGGCAAAAUCUGGUCUUUUCUGAGCUUUUCAAAUUCUAGGCUUUAACAUGUUUUUUCACGUUUUGUGCUUCUGCAUGAUUACAAUCUUCUUGACUUUUACUUCUCUUUUUUAAUUGUGGUGAAUUGGAUUAAAAA
Messenger RNA from Daucus carota subsp. sativus, 1293 nucleotides. Its product is annotated as eukaryotic translation initiation factor 3 subunit I-like. The transcript has 2 exons. Gene Ontology annotation, molecular function: protein binding; translation initiation factor activity; RNA binding. Bases 90 to 1067 code for a protein of 325 amino acids. Gene Ontology annotation, biological process: cytoplasmic translational initiation. NCBI's taxonomy places the organism in Eukaryota, Viridiplantae, Streptophyta, Magnoliopsida, Apiales, Apiaceae. The record is from RefSeq and is a predicted model, not a curated record. Gene Ontology annotation, cellular component: cytoplasm; eukaryotic translation initiation factor 3 complex, eIF3m.